This is a messenger RNA of Dissoconium aciculare CBS 342.82, 574 nucleotides long. RefSeq lists its product as uncharacterized. NCBI's taxonomy places the organism in Eukaryota, Fungi, Ascomycota, Dothideomycetes, Mycosphaerellales, Dissoconiaceae. The record is from RefSeq and is a predicted model, not a curated record. The transcript has a single exon. Bases 97 to 477 code for a protein of 126 amino acids.
GGAAUAUACCGCUUUUCAUCGUGGUCAGCACUUAUGCCUGCAGAGCUCGAGCUGGGUGACGAAGACGUACGCCGAAUUGGUUCCAUGUUGUGAUAUAUGAGGAAUGCCACGAGUUACAAGAUCAUGUCCGAACUUGACAGGAGAUUCAUGAAUUUAAUAGGCGCUUUCUGCACUCUUCCUGAGCACGAUGAUCUCCCAGAAGAAUUUCCUGUGUCGUUCCACAAAAAACAGUUGCGGCUUCAGUUUGUAAUGAAAAGCCGCAGUCGUCCCCUCAGCAAAAACAUGCCGGUUGACGACAGUAGGAGGGCUGAGCUGUGGCGAAGCCUCGCAUGCUGCUUCGUUUGGAUCGCGAUAUGCAGCCAUCGCCUGAUCAGCUCACCGGUGUGUGCACGUGAUAUGAUGUUUCUUAGGCCGGCGUCGAAGGGAAGCUCGAGUCUAUUGCCCGCAACCUCCGAUACGCGUAAUGGAAACACUUAGAAUAGCAAAACAAGAGCGGAGCUGGCGCCGCCUUGGUGUGUGACUGCGUUGAUAAAACCUUGCGCGUGGAGUUUUUAGGGUUGCGGAUCAAUGUGCU